Xiphophorus couchianus (Monterrey platyfish) is the source of this 3892-nucleotide messenger RNA. It is a transcript of the gene caska, whose product is annotated as calcium/calmodulin-dependent serine protein kinase a. The record is from RefSeq and is a predicted model, not a curated record. NCBI's taxonomy places the organism in Eukaryota, Metazoa, Chordata, Actinopteri, Cyprinodontiformes, Poeciliidae. Gene Ontology annotation, biological process: protein phosphorylation. The coding region runs from base 128 to 2950 and encodes 940 amino acids. The transcript has 28 exons. Gene Ontology annotation, molecular function: protein binding; ATP binding; protein kinase activity.
UGUUAUUGUGCAGCGGUCAGCCGCCCCUGGCCUCCGGUGACCACAUCCAGGAGCAUUACCAGUUUGAGGGAACGUCUAUAUUUCGUGGAGGUGUGGGUGAUAAUUCAUCCCCGGCCGGGCUCGGACUAUGGCGGACGACGACAUUCUGUUUGAAGAUGUGUACGAGCUCUGCGAGGUCAUCGGGAAGGGUCCCUUCAGCGUGGUGAGGAGAUGCAUCAACAGGGACACGGGCCAGCAGUUUGCUGUCAAAAUCGUGGAUGUGGCCCAGUUCACUUCCAGCCCUGGUCUCAGCACAGAAGAUCUAAAGCGAGAGGCCAGCAUCUGCCACAUGCUGAAGCAUCCCCACAUCGUGGAGCUGCUGGAGACCUACAGCUCCGACGGCAUGCUCUACAUGGUGUUUGAAUUCAUGGACGGGGCAGACCUGUGCUUCGAGAUCGUGAAGAGGGCGGACGCUGGCUUCGUCUACAGCGAGGCAGUGGCCAGUCAUUACAUGAGGCAGAUCCUCGAGGCGCUGCGUUAUUGCCACGACAACAACAUCAUCCACAGAGACGUUAAGCCUCACUGCGUGCUGCUGGCGUCCAAAGAGAACUCGGCUCCCGUCAAACUGGGUGGGUUCGGCGUGGCCAUCCAGCUCGGAGAGUCCGGAUUGGUGGCAGGAGGGCGUGUGGGGACGCCCCACUUCAUGGCGCCGGAGGUGGUGAAGAGGGAGCCGUACGGGAAGCCUGUGGACGUGUGGGGCUGCGGGGUCAUCCUCUUCAUCCUGCUGUCGGGCUGCCUGCCCUUCUACGGCACCAAGGAGCGACUGUUCGAAGCCAUCUGCAGGGGCAAAUACAAGAUGAAUCCCCGUCAGUGGAACCACAUCUCAGAGAGCGCCAAGGAUCUGGUGAGGCGCAUGCUGAUGUUGGACCCAGCGGAGAGGAUCACCGUGUACGAGGCUCUGAACCAUCCCUGGCUCAAGGAGAGGGACCGGUACGCUUACAAAAUCCAUCUGCCAGAGACCGUGGAGCAGCUGAGGAAGUUCAAUGCCAGGCGGAAGCUCAAGGGAGCCGUGUUGGCGGCCGUGUCCAGUCACAAGUUCAACUCCUUCUACGGCGAUCCACCGGAGGAACUCAACGACUUCUCCGAAGACCCCACCUCCUCAGGACUUCUAGCAGCAGAACGCGCUGUGUCUCAAGUGCUGGACAGUUUAGAGGAGAUCCACGCUCUGACGGACUGCAGCGAGAAAGACCUCGACUUCCUCCACAGCGUUUUCCAGGACCAGCAUCUACACACGCUGCUCGACCUCUACGAUAAGAUCAACACCAAGUCGACGCCACAGAUCCGAAACCCCCCCAGUGAUGCGGUGCAAAGAGCCAAAGAGGUCCUGGAAGAGAUCGCCUGCUACCCGGAGAAGUACGAAGCUAAAGAGCUCAGACGGAUACUGACGCAGCCGCACUUCAUGGCGCUGCUGCAGGCCCACGACGUGGUCGCCCACGAGGUUUACAGUGACGAGGCUCUGCGGGUCACCCCUCCGCCCACCUCGCCCUACUUGAACGGAGACUCCCCGGAGAGUGCGAACGGAGACAUGGACCUGGAGAACGUCACCAGAGUCCGCCUGGUCCAGUUCCAGAAGAACACAGACGAACCCAUGGGCAUCACGCUGAAGAUGAACGACUCAAACCACUGCAUCGUGGCCAGGAUAAUGCACGGAGGAAUGAUCCACAGACAAGGAACGUUGCACGUUGGAGAUGAGAUCAGGGAAAUCAAUGGCAUCAGCGUGGCCAACCAGACUGUGGAGCAGCUGCAGAAAAUGCUGAGGGAAAUGCGAGGCAGCAUCACCUUUAAAAUCGUGCCCAGUUACCGGACGCAGGGCUCCUCGUGCGAGAAAGAGUCCCCCAGCACCUCCAGGCAGUCUCCUGCCAAUGGCCACUCCAGCAUUAACAGUUCUAUCUUGGACCUGCCGUCCACCAUCCAGCCCAAAGGUCGACAGAUGGGAUCCAGACCUCCCACAAAGGACAAAAUGUCCGUUAAGAUCUACGUGAGGGCCCAGUUCGAGUACGACCCCUCCAAAGACGAGCUCAUCCCCUGCAAGGAGGCCGGCAUCCGCUUCCGCGUGGGCGACAUCAUCCAGAUCAUCUCCAAGGACGACCACAACUGGUGGCAGGGCAAGCUAGAGAACACCAAGAACGGCACGGCGGGCCUCAUCCCGUCCCCCGAGCUGCAGGAGUGGCGGGUGGCGUGCAUCGCCAUGGAGAAGACCAAGCAGGAGCAGCAGGCCAGCUGCACCUGGUUCGGCAAGAAGAAGAAGCAGUACAAAGACAAGUAUCUGGCAAAGCACAAUGCAGUGUUUGAUCAACUAGACCUGGUCACGUAUGAGGAGGUGGUGAAGCUCCCUGCCUUCAAGAGGAAAACACUAGUUUUGUUGGGCGCUCACGGAGUGGGCAGGAGACACAUCAAGAACACGCUCAUAACCAAACACCCCGACAGAUUUGCCUACCCCAUCCCACACACAACCAGACCUCCAAAGAAGGACGAGGAGAACGGGAAGAACUACUACUUCGCCUCUCAUGACCAGAUGAUGCAGGACAUCAGCAACAACGAGUACCUGGAGUACGGCAGCCACGAGGACGCCAUGUACGGGACGCGGCUCGAGACCAUCCGCAAGAUCCACCAGCAGGGACUCGUGGCUAUAUUAGAUGUGGAACCUCAGGCGCUGAAGGUCCUGCGGACGGCAGAGUUUGCCCCAUAUGUCAUCUUCAUAGCAGCUCCAACCAUCACACCGGGCAUUAAUGAGGAUGAGUCGCUCCAGCGGCUGCAGAAAGAGUCGGAGAUCCUGCAGAAGACCUACGCCCACUGCUUCGACAUGACCAUCAUCAACAAUGAGAUUGACGAGACCAUCCGGCACCUGGAGGAGUCCAUGGACCUGGUGUGCACCUCCAGCCAAUGGGUUCCGGUGUCGUGGGUCUACUGACCCACUUCGCCUGCCUCUCCGGUCGCUCCUGCCAUGUCCGAUCUUCAGCAAACAGAAUCUAGGAGUUAAAAACAAACAAAAAAAAAGGGAUUGAGCUCCUUCUUGCUACUUUUGACCUAAGACUCCCUUCAGCGUACUGUGAAAGCAUCAGCAGCACUCACCUGAAUCGACCACGGUCUUGUAUAAAAUCAGAGAAAACCAAUACGUGAAUAUGGUCAUAUCUGUACUAGCUAGGAGGCUAGAUCUUUGUAGAUGUUUUGUUUUAAAGAGACAGUACUGUGUUCCCGUUCCUCCCAUGCCAGUGCGUUGCUUGCUCUCCAGACCUCCCAUCUCCCUGUGGUCCUGUUGGGUGUUGUGAACCACCUCCAGUGAGACACUGGCAGUGGCUACCUUAUCAAGAGACCGAAGUUAAAAGCACACAAAGCACACUGCAGCAUCUUCUCAUCCGUAGAUCGCAUCAGCAGCUCAGAAUCACUCAUCCGGUUUCGGUCCGAGUUGUUUCCCCUUCGUAGGCGCCCGGCACGGCUCCACGCCCAUCCAUCCAUCCGCCUGCCUGGUACUGUCUCUUCUAAAUGAAUCCACAAGUGUUUCAGACAUUAGGAUGAGGUUGUGAUGCAUGUGGACAUGUUUGAGCUUCCAUGCUGUCAGUCAGUCAGUGUUCCUCAUGUCCCUCCAUGAAUCUCCAUCAAACAAAAGCUGAAUUAAAAAAAAUACAAUUUCCCCCAACAUUCCUGCUCUUGGACAGACUUUGAAUUCCACAUGAAGAAGGAGCGAGACAAAAAAAAACAGAACCCAGAGCUGGACGUUGACGCGACGCCUAUGCACACCCUUGGAGUUUCAGGCGACAUUUCUAAACCACAGAUUUAUAAAGAGAUCAACCAUGUACAUGAGCCGUGUUUGUAAGAAAAGAAAAUCUAAUAAAAGUCUUGAUUUGUUUCUCUA